Fukomys damarensis (Damara mole-rat) is the source of this 1632-nucleotide messenger RNA. It is a transcript of the gene Bicra, whose product is annotated as BRD4 interacting chromatin remodeling complex associated protein. The coding region runs from base 175 to 1632 and encodes 485 amino acids. Gene Ontology annotation, cellular component: SWI/SNF complex. NCBI's taxonomy places the organism in Eukaryota, Metazoa, Chordata, Mammalia, Rodentia, Bathyergidae. Gene Ontology annotation, biological process: positive regulation of DNA-templated transcription. The transcript has 7 exons. The record is from RefSeq and is a predicted model, not a curated record.
CGGCCUCCCGGAGGCCUGGCCCGGCCUACCCGUCCCGGGUGCCGCCGCGGUCCGCAAGGACAGACUCGCUGGCCCCCAAGAGGACGUUCUCCAAGUCCCCAGCCGGGGGCCCCGUGUAGACCUGGAGUGGACGCCCCCUCCUUCCCUUCAUGAUUCGUUUGUAGCGCAGUGGCGAUGGAUGAUGAGGAUGGGAGAUGCUUACUAGACGUGAUCUGUGACCCUCAGGCCCUCAACGACUUCUUGCAUGGGUCGGAGAAGCUGGACAGUGAUGACCUCCUGGAUGCCCCCGGGGAGGCCCAAAGUGCCUUCUAUGAAGGUCCUGGGCUCCAUGUGCAAGAAGCUUCCGGCAACCACCUGAACCCGGAGCCCAGCCAGCCGGCCCCCAGCGUGGACCUGGACUUCCUGGAAGAUGACAUCCUGGGCUCUCCCGCCACGGCGGGUGGUGGUGGAGGAGGCGGGGGUGCCGACCAGCCCUGCGACAUCCUUCAGCAGAGCCUGCAAGAGGCCAACAUCACGGAGCAGACGCUCGAGGCUGAGGCUGAGCUGGACCUGGGCCCCUUCCAGCUGCCCACCCUGCAGCCCGCGGAUGGCGGGGCAGGCCCGACAGGCGCUGCGGGGGCAGCUGCUGUGGCUGCGGGACCCCAGGCCCUCUUCCCGGGCAGUGCUGACCUGCUGGGGCUGCAGGCCCCACCCACAGUGCUGACUCACCAGGCCCUGGUGCCGCCCCAGGAUGUGGUCAACAAGGCCCUGAGCGUGCAGCCCUUCCUGCAGCCCGUGGGCCUGGGCAAUGUGACCCUGCAGCCGAUCCCGGGCCUCCAGGGCCUGCCCAAUGGCAGCCCUGGGGGCACUGCAGCCGCCACUCUUGGCCUGGCGCCCAUCCAGGUGGUGGGCCAGCCUGUCAUGGCACUCAACCCGCCCACCUCACAGCUCCUGGCCAAGCAGGUACCUGUCAGCGGCUACCUGGCCUCAGCAGCUGGUCCCUCAGAGCCCGUGACCCUGGCAUCCGCUGGUGUGUCCCCCCAGGGGGCCGGCCUGGUCAUCCAGAAGAGCCUUCCAGCCGCCGUGGCCACCACACUCAAUGGGAACUCGGUGUUCGCAGGGGCAGGGGCUGCCACGGUGGCGGCCAGCGGGGCACCCUCAGGACAGCCACUGGCAGUGGCCCCAGGCCUGGGCACGUCACCGCUGGUGCCAGCGCCCAACGUGAUACUGCACCGCACACCCACGCCCAUCCAGCCCAAGCCCGCUGGCGUGCUGCCCCCCAAGCUCUACCAGCUGACACCCAAGCCCUUUGCCCCCGCGGGUGCCACACUCACCAUCCAGGGUGAGCCGGGGGCACUGCCGCAGCCGCCCAAGGCCCCGCAGAACCUGACUUUCAUGGCGGCAGCGGGCAAGGCCGGCCAGAACGUGGUGCUCUCGGGCUUCCCAGCCCCUGCCCUGCAGGCCAACGUCUUCAAGCAGCCCCCGGUUACCACCGCGGGCACAGCGCCGCCUCAGCCCCCUGGGGCCCUCAGCAAGCCCAUGAGCGUCCACCUGUUGAACCAGGGCAGCAGCAUCGUCAUCCCUGCGCAGCACGUGCUCCCGGGCCAGAACCAGUUCCUGCUGAACAUCCGUAGGGGCACAGGCUCACGGUGA